Anguilla anguilla (European eel) is the source of this 3261-nucleotide messenger RNA. Its product is annotated as myosin light chain kinase, smooth muscle-like. NCBI's taxonomy places the organism in Eukaryota, Metazoa, Chordata, Actinopteri, Anguilliformes, Anguillidae. The record is from RefSeq and is a predicted model, not a curated record. The coding region runs from base 381 to 2297 and encodes 638 amino acids. The transcript is spliced from 4 exons.
GUACCCAUGUUCCAGCUCAUAGGCUACUCAAAAGUCGACAAGCUUACAUUUUAUGUCAAAUUGGCGGCCUUAGAAAUCACUACAAAUAAAACCACAAUCUGUCAGCUAUCUUGUUAUACAACUAUAUUGCUAUGUCGUUUAGAGAUUAGCUUUUAUUUCAACCCUAAACAACAUAACAUUACCAAAUCUACAAGACGCCAGUUCUAUUAAUACGGGCUCUCGUACGAUCUUGUGUGACGUCACAAGAGAGACAUGUCACUGUUGUCAGGCCAGUCACGUUUCUUAUUUAAAUCGGGGACUGACAGAAUGUUGAUCAUUUGUUAUCUGCAACUGACUGGUUUGUUUAGUCGGGUUACUGUCAAUAGUCUUAUUUGGACGACAUGGGACAGAGAAAUUCUAACCCAGAGGUGGCCCAGAGGUCACAUGACAGAAAACAAACCAGCAAAAAGACUAAGAAGGCAAUUCGGCGCUGUCUGAAGACACUGUUCAGCAGCUGUACCAGCCCUGAAGUGAAUGAUGACGACCACAAGGGUCUGCCUUCAGACAAGAGGGCUGAUUCCUUAGCCACUAAAAUUUCAGGUUCAAGCAGUCAUGCUGUAGUCCCGGAAAUAGCAAGGCCCAGGGAGAGCACUGGAACAGCAGAGAAGGAAGGGCCAAGUGCAAAUAUCAUCGCCCCAGAGAUGGCAGAAUCCAGUGCGGAUACCAUCACCCUGGAGGUGGCAGUGCCCAGUGGAAACAACAUCACUCCGGAGACAGCAGAGUCCAGUGCGAAUACCAUCAGCCUGGAGACGGCAAUGCCAAGUGGGAAUAUUAUCACCCUGGAGACGACAGAGCCCAGUGGGAACACCAUCACCCUGAAGACGGCAGAGCCCAGUGGUAAUACCAUCACACCAGAGAUGCCAGAGCCCAGUGGUAAUACCAUCACACCAGAGAUGCCAGAGCCCAGUGGUAAUACCAUCACACCAGAGAUGCCAGAGUCCAGUGGGAAUACCAUCACCCUGGAGAUGGCAGAACCAAGCGGGAGUACUAUUACCCCAGAGGUGGUAGAGCCCAGUGGCAAAACUACAACGCCAGAGAUAGCAGGGCCCACUGGGAAUAAUGUUACCUCGGAGAUGGCAGAGCCCACUGGGAAAAGUGUUACCUCAGAGACGGCGCAGCCCACUGGGAAUACUGUUAUCACAGAGAUAGCAGAGCCCAGUGGGAAUACCACCAUGCCGGAGACAGCAGAGCCCACUGGGAAUAUUGUUAUCGUGGAGAUGGCAGAGCCCAGUGGAACAGCACCCGCCUCAGAGGUAGCAGGGCCCAGUAUCGGAGCCAUAGCAGCAGUGGGCUCCAGUGAGAACAUCGCCACUCCAGAGGUAGCAGGACCCAGCACGAAUUCUGUCACUCCAGAGAUAGUACAGCCCACUGUGAGCACUGUGGUGGCAGAGGUGGCAUGCUCACGGGAGAUCACCAACGCUUCCGAGAUUGUGGAGUCUGUUGAGUCCACGUCUCAAACGGUCGAGCCAAGUGAGUCCAUCAGUGCUCCCAAUAAGGUAGAGACCGGCGAGUCCACCAGUUCUUCCAAUAUAGUAGAGCCUGGUGAGACCACCAGUGCCCCAGGGACGGUAGAGCCCCCUGUUCCAAAGGUGGUGGGCACUACUGAGAACACCACUGGCCCAACAGAGCCCAGGGAGAACUGUUCACCUGCCGAAACGGCACAGCCCAGCACAGAAAGCUCUGUUCCGAUAGAGACAACAGGGCCUAAUGAGUGUGCCACGGCCAAAGAGCUGGCUCUGCCCAGUGAAGACAGCGCUGCGGCGUGUGAAGCAGAGGACGGUGGUGAUGAGAACGCCGAAGACCCGCUGCAAACGAAGCUCUGUAAAGACAGCCCGGGGGCCUCUUUGGUGCCAAAGCCGCAACGUAAAAAAGCAAAGGCCUCCGGGACGGAGGAGCCAAGAACAUCCCAUCCUCGGGGCUGCACAGUCCUGCAGCAAAUGGCUAAAGGGUAUAAACACCCGAAGCAGACAGUGCUGCAGCAGCUAAUAUGGCAGCUUCCAAGAAUCCCAGGGCAACAGACAGGAAGGGUCCCAAUAAUGAGAUCGUUUGGGACCCCGGGACUGCUGAGCCUGAGAAUAACAAGGCCAGGGCUUCUGAUGGGAUCAUUUGGGAUUCUGGGAGCUUUCAGCCCAAGUGUGACAACGCAAGGACCAUGGAUACCAUACCAUCGGUGUCCAAUGAUGAGUGGGCCAAGGUACCAGCGUGGGAUUAUUUCCCCUUUAAAAUUCCUCUACCGCUGGUCAAAAUGGUUCAAGUAGAUCAGCAAACUUGACUCGGUUUGGAAGGAAUUCGCUGGGAAGUCACACUUGGAAGUCUUGUUGGGACAACAUCUCAAACAAAUGGCCACAGACAUCAAGAAUUGGGUUACAAGGAAUUACUGCAAGGAUUGAGAUAAUAUCAAGAAAGAGGCCAUGGGAUUCCUGCUCCACAGCCCACGCAGGAGAAGGUCCAGAGAACAGUUCAGGAAUGCACCACACUACUCAAAAGGAAAGAGGAAAAGAAAUACUUCCGAAGUGACGAUUUUGGCUUUGUUGCUGGGCUUUGCAAGCCAGCAAUCUGCAAUUGCUGAGUCAAACCAAACAGAAAGAAGAUCGCAAGCGAACACCACCCCCUUUUGACCAGGGAGUAUAAAUGCAGUGCUUGAUUCAUAUGUGCCUUGCUAAUCUGAUUCUCUGUAUUCCUUUGGGUACCGGAAAGAGUUUAAUUAUCCAACUUGUUGAGCUGAUGGUCAAGGGCAGUGGGUUUUCCUCCAUGAUCUGUAUUUAGACUGUGUCUCCAGACAGUUGUUGCCUUGUAUGCAGUUGUGCGCAUGACCUUUGCACAAGCAUAAAAUGUACAAAUAUUUGUAGCCCUCCCUGCCAUUUUCCUCCCUGGACUGACUGUGAGCAUCGGACCCCCUUUCCCGGGAUGGGGAGGACCCCUGCAGGCAAGCUUUCGUCACACGUGCAAAUCCCAGGUUUUCCACAUACAAAGGACACCCCUAGCGAAGAGGACCACCACGGCAGAUUCAUCCACUGCCAAGGACUAGCACUAAGGAAGAGGGGAACAUAUGUGACACAUCGUAUACAAGUCUACAUGGCAGGAUACUGCAGCCAUGAUAGGAUGGCAGGAUUCUACUUCAUGGGCCCAUCUUGUGCUUUCUCCUUUGAUAAUAUGUUCCUUUAACAUUUAAAAUAAACAUCAUCUGCCUUUUGGCAAACCCAUAUUUUAUAUUUUGUGAUA